Messenger RNA from Gopherus evgoodei (Goodes thornscrub tortoise), 1485 nucleotides. Its product is annotated as solute carrier family 22 member 13-like. Gene Ontology annotation, molecular function: transmembrane transporter activity. The record is from RefSeq and is a predicted model, not a curated record. Lineage: Eukaryota; Metazoa; Chordata; Testudines; Testudinidae. Gene Ontology annotation, biological process: transmembrane transport. Gene Ontology annotation, cellular component: membrane.
AUGGGAGGUGCUGAGACAUUUAAAAAAUGGCUGGUGCUGAUACUCAGCCUCGCAAACUUUCUGCUUGUCAUGUUUGGCCAAGUGUUCAUGGUUAUGAAUAUGACUCAUCAUUGUUAUACAAGCUGCAUUUAUGCCAUUAACUCAAACCUGACCAAAGAACAGCAGCUGAACAUAACCAUCCCUAGGAACACACAUGGAUCUUACAAUGGAUGUCACAUGGAUGCUCCUGUGGAUCCGGAUAUUGACUCCAUCCUAGAAUAUGGAUUUAAUUCCACUGAGCUGUGCCAAGUUGGCUGGGUCUGUCCUUCAGAACGAAAACCAGUGUCGGUGACUGAGUUUGACCUGGUAUGUGACCGAAAAGAGCUAAAUGACAUCUCCCAAUCCAUUUACAGGCUGGGACUUCUCCUUGGAGCUGUGAUCUCCUGUUCAUUAAGUGACAGGAUAGGACGGCGUCCGGUUACAUUGCUUUCCAUGCUUAUGAUGGGGGCAUUUGGUGUUGGAGUAGCCUUAGCACCGAAUUUCUAUGUCUACAUGGCUUGGAGAUGUCUUGUGGGUUUUGCUGUGUCUGGUUUCACUAUAAGCACAUUGGCCUUAGGCACUGAAUGGGUUGGAGUCUCCUGCUGGACACAUCCAGUAGUUAUCUCUUUUUGCUGCUUUUCCAUUGGACAGAUGGCUUUGGCUGGCUUAGCUUAUGGGGUUCGCAGCUGGAAGCUGUUGCAGAUUGCUGGAUCGGCCCCAAUGUUUGGUCUUUUCUUUUACAUAUGGGUCCUUCCAGAAUCUGCUCGCUGGCUUGCAAUGAAAGGGAAGAUAGAGGAAGCCAAAAAACUGCUUCAAAAGGCAGCGUGUGCAAAUAAGCAAAGCAUCCCACCAGAACUGCUGGACCAGAUGACACCUGAAAAAAGCAAAUCUGGAAAUAUCCUGGAUCUCUUCAGGAAGCCGCACUUGAGGAAAACGCAGGGCUGGUUUGUGAACGGCCUGGUAUACUGUGGCCUUAACGUGGGGAGUUUUGGCUUGGACAUUUACCUGAUGCAGCUUGUGUUCGGGGCUGUUGAAAUACCAGCUCGCUUUGCUUGUAUCCUCCUGCUGCAGUGGUUUGGGAGGAAGAAAUGCCAGGGCUGCUUUCUGCUCCUGGGCGGAGCCACGUGUCUCAUCAUCACCUGCAUCCCAAAAGAUUUGCCGGUGGUGGUCAUGACGCUGGCUGUGAUAGGGAAGUUUGCCUCUUUAUCUACCUCCUGUGUCUAUUGUGCAGAGCUGUUCCCCACCGUCCUCAGGCAGACCAGUUUGGGUUUAUGUUCUAUGUUAGCCAGAAUGGAUGGCAUCAUCUCCCCUCUGGUUGGUCUCUUGGACAAGUACCACUCUGCUAUUUCCAUAGUGAUAUUUGGAAGCACUCCAGUGAUUGCAGGAAUCCUCUGCUUCCUGCUUCCAGAGACUUGUGGCAAAGUGCUUCAGGAUUACAUAGAGGCAGCUGUGGCUAGCCAGCGGUAA